Messenger RNA from Exserohilum turcica Et28A, 1848 nucleotides. RefSeq lists its product as uncharacterized. Lineage: Eukaryota; Fungi; Ascomycota; Dothideomycetes; Pleosporales; Pleosporaceae. The record is from RefSeq and is a predicted model, not a curated record. Bases 1 to 1848 code for a protein of 615 amino acids. The transcript has a single exon.
AUGCAGGACAUUGACCAAAUUUCAAGUCAAGUUUCAUCCAUCCUUGAAACACCUUAUCAAUACAACAAGCUGCCUCGCGAUGAUUCUUUUCGCUACUUGAUCCUUCAGCCCGGUGUGGGUAAUGAACAACUCGACUGUAGCCUUUGCACCGCGCCCCUGCCGCAGAUUGAAUUCGAAGCCAUAUCGUAUGUCUGGGGAAAAGACAUCAAGAACAAAAGAAUCAUAUGCAAUGGUCGCAGCAUCAAAGUCACCGCAAACCUCUACAACGUUCUUCAACGUGUCCGCCUUCCAAAUGAACCACGUAAGCUCUGGGCAGACGGCAUCUGCAUCAACCAAGAGGAUUCAGAUGAAAAGGGCCACCAAGUCGCCAUUAUGGGACAGCUAUACCGCUCGGCAAAGCGGGUUCUGAUCUACGUAGGACCUGACAAAGGCAGCCAUGGUCCCCAGCUGUGCUCUUUGCUCGAUGAAGUUGAUCAAAUGAUCAAGGAAACUUGCCAAAACAUCGAUAUGUCGUACGGUUCAUUCCCCUUUCCCGACGAGAACAGCACACUUUUAUCUAAUGUCCGAUGGGCAUCAAUGUACCAUCUGCUCUGCGAAGAAUGGUUUGAACGCGGUUGGGUUGUGAGAGAAGCAGCCUUUGCUCAAGUCGGCCAAGUCAUCUGGGGUUCGAGCAGUUUUGACUGGGGAAACCUGAUGCGCGCCUAUUGCUGGUCGACCAUGCGAGCAACACAGACUUUGUCGGACGCUGGUGUUUUCAGUCGAGAUAUUGUAUCACAUGUCUUUGCUUACGCAAGGCGCAACAGAAGCUUCUCCGGUUCACUUUCCAUUCAAGCUCCCUCAAAAGAUCGUGCUCUAUUGGAAGAUCUUGAGAAUGCAGCACCGUUACAUGUGUCGGAUCCACGCGAUAGGAUUUACGCCUUCAUGGAGCUGUCAAGAGACAAUGAACACGCUUUCACCAUGACCCCAGACUACACCUCACCGUACCUGGAUGUUUAUAGGCAAUUUGUCGUGGAACACACCAAAUUUACUAGGACUCCCUGCAUCUUAGACUACGUUUUCCAUCCGAUUAGCGCUUUAAACCUCUCAGCCGCAUCCUGGAUACCCCGUUGGGAUUUAAGAGGAUCAUCGGUCAUAAUCUCUACCAGAAAAAAGACCGUCUUGACGUCUCGUAAUAGUUUCAUAUAUGAACCGGGUUGUAAAGGCAAGACUACAUUCGCAUGUCGGGGUGUUGUGUUGGAUAGUGUGAGAUUUGUCUCGCAUAUUCUCACGGACAAGUCAACAACGCUGCAAACAUUAUCCGAAGUUUGGAAGAAUGUUAACCUUCACACACAGAACUGUCCAUAUAGACCGGCUGACCUGCUUGAUGCUUUUCUGGAUACUUUGUGUCUAGGCAGGUACGAUGACAAUAACAGGUCCUGGAACGUAUCCAGGACAGCGUUUGCGACAGAUGUUAUAUUGGAAGCGGAAUCUUCCCCACCUGGAAUCUUGCGCCGAAAGGAACCCGAAAAUGGAACGUAUUAUAAUGUAGAUGGGUUCUUAGAGAGCGUCUUGAACUGGGCAAACGAGGGCAGAUUUGUAAUAACAGAACGUGGAUACAUGGGAAUAGCUCCCGCAGUCACACAAGUCGGAGAUCUGUGCGCCAUUAUCUUUGGUUGUUCAAUGCCAUGUAUGCUGCGGCCUACAGGACCAGAGCGGUACUACAAUUUCGUUGGGGCAAGUUUUGUGACGGGAAAAGAGAAAUACAGAGGUGAAGACGGUCAGUUGCGUUUUGGGACACUUCUAGGGAGUGAAGGAAGCAAAGACUGGGUGGGUUGGGACGUAGAAGAGCAGGAUAUUCAUCUAGUGUGA